AUGGCAGACACGCCCGACAUAGGAGAUAUCGCCAACUUUGAUAAGGCCAAGCUAAAGAAAACCAAGAUGCAGGAGAAUACUCUGCCGACCAAAGAGACCAUUGAACAAGAAAAGAGGAGUGAGAUUUCCUAA
Psammomys obesus (fat sand rat) is the source of this 132-nucleotide messenger RNA. Its product is annotated as thymosin beta-10-like. Gene Ontology annotation, molecular function: actin monomer binding. Gene Ontology annotation, cellular component: cytoplasm. The record is from RefSeq and is a predicted model, not a curated record. NCBI's taxonomy places the organism in Eukaryota, Metazoa, Chordata, Mammalia, Rodentia, Muridae. The transcript has a single exon. The coding region runs from base 1 to 132 and encodes 43 amino acids. Gene Ontology annotation, biological process: regulation of cell migration; actin filament organization.